This is a messenger RNA of Rhopalosiphum padi (bird cherry-oat aphid), 2919 nucleotides long. Its product is annotated as cyclin-dependent kinase 20-like. Gene Ontology annotation, biological process: protein phosphorylation. Gene Ontology annotation, cellular component: nucleus. The transcript is spliced from 5 exons. The coding region runs from base 1751 to 2791 and encodes 346 amino acids. Gene Ontology annotation, molecular function: cyclin-dependent protein serine/threonine kinase activity; ATP binding. The record is from RefSeq and is a predicted model, not a curated record. Lineage: Eukaryota; Metazoa; Arthropoda; Insecta; Hemiptera; Aphididae.
UAUAAUAUCUUUCAAUGUUAAAGCUAUGUAGCUAAAUCCUUAACUGAGUGUACUGGUCUACCAAAUUAUAAUAUUCAAAAUAACACUAAAUCCAUUAGAAUAAUAAAGUGAACUUUGGAACUGAAUAUAUGAAAGGAUUAACGAAUGGUUUUUUUUUUUAUAUAAAAUAUCAAUGUUUCUUCUAUGUUAAUUUAUUUGUUGAACAAUCAUUAUUUCUUUAUUUAAAUAAAUGUUAGGAGGACGCUACACCCAUAUGUAUGUACACCACAACAUAGUUUGUGUUAAGCAAAAUUAAUUUUAUAUUGCUAGUUUAAAUCGGGGGCGUCAUUUUUUCAUGGGAUGCAAAACCAAUAUUGAAAAUCUAUUCAAUCUAUUAUUAAUAGUAAUACCAGUCACUCACAUUGUAUAGAGUCAUCCCAUGAAUUUUUUUCAACACAGUUUUUUUGUAAAUGUAGAUCAUUUUAUUGAAAUUAUAGUAUAAAACAAAUAACAAUAAUUUUGUUCGUGGGAUGCAUUUAUACACCCUUGCAUCCCACAAAUGACGCCACUGGUUUAAAUAUGAGUAGAUUUACCUUUUAUUAAACUUAAGUAAAAUUAUCAUUUUAAAGUGAGUUAUUGUUGUGUAAAAUAUUAAUAAAAACCUAUGAGGCCUAGAAAUAAUAUUUUUACCUUUAUGAUGAAUAAGUUUAUUGUCGAAUGUAGACUAAACAAUAUGCAAAAGGCCAAAAUAAGUUUUCAAUGCCUACAAUUAAAAUAAUAACUAAAUGUGUAAAAGAAAAAUAUGUUUUGCCAAUAAUUAAUUGUACAGCGAACGAACAGGCCAAUGAAACUGUGACGCUGAGCAAAUAUCAGGUAAUUUAAUACUAAUAUACCUAAAGUAAUAUUAAACUAACAAAAAUGCAUCACCAAUAUCUGUGAUAAAAUAUUUAUUUGUACACUAGUUAAGAUAAAUUAAAUGAUGCCAUUUAUCCUAUCCUUAAACUCUUUAAUAUAAACUUUACGCAUUCAGUGUACUUUUUCCCAAAUGUAAUAAUAAUAUAUGGUUUUUUUGUAAGCUAACAAAUCCCUGUGCAAUUCCCUAAUCUUUAAAAUGCAAAAUUAAAAUAUUGGGUUCGAGAUGCAUAGCCUCUGGUGUAUUAUCCACAUCAACGUUGAACCUACUUGAAUAAAAGUUUAUGCCUAUAUAUUAUAAAGCAAUGGUGACCAAACUACGGCCCGCCAUCAUUUAAUAUCUGAGCCGCGAAAGAACUAUAUUUUAUAUUUACGUAAAAAAAGUUUGGCCACCACUGUUAGAGUAUAAUUAUUUUAUUAUUUUCAUAUAUGUUUAAUUCAAUUGGUAUAGUUAGGUACCAUAAAUUCAUUGUAUUUUCUUGCGUUUGCACUCUCUAUAUUUCAAAAGUAAACGAUUUCCUCCCUUCUUAUUGACUUCUUGAAUGAACACCUACUUAGUAGGUACUUACCUCAAUAUCAAACCAUAAUGUUCUAUAAUUUUUAUGGUUUUAGAUUGGAUUAGGCUCUUUCGUCAAGUAUUGAAAACAUGUUAACUGUGCAUUCGCUUCGCAUAUAAAUUUAUUGAAAAUGAAUACGAUACACUAAUAUAGUAAUAUGGUUACUCAUUGUUGGGUUGCCGUGACAACCAUAUUAAACCCACAAAUGUACAAACAUUGCAGCCAUUAUAAAACUUACAUUUUUAUGAUUAAAAUCUAAAACUACUUCACAGUUGUAUACAAUAUACAAGUUAUAUUCUUCAAUGGAAAGUUAUAAAAUCUUGGAACGGAUCGGGGAAGGAACACAUGGACAAGUGGUUCAAGCCAUGGAACGGUCUACUGGUAAAAUAGUCGCUAUUAAGUGCGUACGUUCAUCAGAUAAAGCGUCAAAGAACUUACUGCGUGAAAUCGAAUCACUGAAAGCGCUGGAUUCAGAUUACGUCGUAAAGCUGUUGGAUAAUUUCUGUCACAGUUUCAGUUUCUAUUUGGUACUAGAGUUCGUAGCGUCCGGCUUGCCAGAGAUGUUGUACGAUGAUGACUUAGUGCUUGACGAUUCCCAUUUGAAGACAUACGCUCGUAUGCUCCUUGCGGGUGUAGUCCACAUGCACACCACCAACAUCGUGCACAGGGAUCUGAAACCGGCGAAUUUACUGAUAAGUUCCGAAGGCGUAUUAAAAAUAGCAGAUUUCAGCUUGAGUCGUCUGCUACUGACAACCCCGGCUGCCGACAACGAUGUCGAUGAACAACACAGCGGACGCAACCGAUGUUACACAGGCCAAGUAGCGACACGCCGAUACCGUGCUCCUGAACUCUUGUUCGGCUCUGUCCACUACGAUCAGUCAAUUGAUAUGUGGUCGGUCGGUUGCAUUUUAGCAGAAAUGCAAUUGAAAACUCCUUUAUUUGCGGGAGAUUCUGACAUGGAGCAAAUUGCCAUCGUUGUACAUAAUUUAGGGACUCCAACUGAUGAAACUUGGCCAAAUAGGAAUGAAAUGCCAGAUUACAAUAAAUUGAAGUUUACAAAGUGUGAUCCAGUGCCAACAAAUGUAUUGUUGCCUGAUAUUGAUGAAUUGUUAGUCGAUCUAGUGGGAAAAUUAAUUUUAUACAACGCAGAUAAAAGAUUGAAUGCAUAUGAGGCAUUACUUCAUCCUUAUUUUUUUAACGAACCAUUGCAAUGCUUAGAACAUUUAAUGCCAAAACCACCAAAGGAUCAUAGACAAAAACUUAUGCAAAAACCUAUCGAAGUAAUUGAAAGUUUGGAAAAAAAUUUUAGUUGUUUAUACAAAAUACUUGAUGAGAUGGUGUAAAUUUGUAAUUAUAUUAUAUUGUUUUGGAACAUUGAAUCAAUAAUUCAUGAUAAUUCACAAAGGUACUUUUCAAUCGUUUUGUAUUCAUACAUAAUUAAUAACUAAAAAUAAAAGAUUGUUUCAGAGUA